Molecule: messenger RNA, 1846 nt
Organism: Esox lucius (northern pike)
Lineage: Eukaryota; Metazoa; Chordata; Actinopteri; Esociformes; Esocidae
Product: thiosulfate sulfurtransferase/rhodanese-like domain-containing protein 2
Exons: 9
Coding region: 217-1683 (488 amino acids)
Source: RefSeq, a predicted model, not a curated record
UGGCUUGUGCUUAGUUCCGUGUUUUUGCAUUAGCUACUCAUUACAACCUUUAUUGUCGCUAACUAGCUGCCUUUGUGAGUUUUUUUUAGUUCGUUUAUUUUCUCCCAAAAAAAGUGUGUGACUAGCCAACAUACUAUACAUUUUACAAGUUCAGCAAACAAAUCUAGAUACGUUCUAGCCUUGCUAAACAUACUGUUAGCGGCGCAGUGUCAGUAUAUGUUUCGAAAACGAGCUAGUUGCUACCUACAGAACGUGCUUUACCAAACCAUUGACAUGACGGGAACCCAAAUUGUUUGCAACGAGUUAGUUAACAUAGAUGUCGAUACCUUUGCACCACAGUAUUUUAAACAAGAGAAACCCCAACUUUCUGCAACUCUACGAAAGUUCUACUCAUUCUGUAAGAGAAGGACAUUUGGCACAUUUGUGGCAUCCAAACAAUCUCCGUGUCACGAGGCAGAUUCUUCCAAAAAUUGGAAUUGUUGUGGCCAGACCUUCAAGGAACCUUCAUCCAUCCACAGACAUGUGUCAAGGAUACAUGACACUGACAUUGAUCAGCUCACCCAGUCCACUUUCAAGGUUUUACUAAGCCAGGUGGAGAACGAAGCCACUUCACAACAACAGUCCACAGAGAAAGAGCUAGUGGACUUUACCUCCUGGAUUUCUGACACCAGUCACAUCACUGAUGACCAGCUUCACAAUGGGCCAGGUGAAGUUCUUCUUUACUACUGCUACUGUCAAGUAGUAGAUCCUCAGCUCAUCUGUGAUUGGCAGGAGGCCCUUUGUGAAAAACUACAGUUGACUGGCAAGGUGAGGGUGGCAACAGAGGGGAUCAACGGGACAGUUGGAGGCACUAAAGUGGCAACUGACUUGUACGUUAAGGCAAUGUGCUCCCAUCCCAUUUUUAAGAUAAUGGAAAAAGAAGACUUUAAGACCAGCAGUGGUGGUGCAGAGUGUUUUUCUAACCUGCGGGUUGGAGUCUACAAGGAAAUAGUGCCAAUGGGGGUGGACCCUGUUGCCCUAUCCUACAGAUUAGCAGGUACUCACUUGGAGCCUGCAGAGUUCCACAAAGAAGUCGAGGCUAUUUUGUCAAAAGGUGACUCUUGCAAUGAUACAAUACUGCUGGACUGCCGGAACUUCUAUGAGAGUAAGAUUGGGAAGUUCAGCCAAUGUUUGGCCCCUAAUAUCAGAAAAUUCAGUUACUUCCCUGAUUACAUUGACCAGAACCUUAACCUCUUUCGAGACAAGAAGGUCCUCAUGUACUGUACUGGCGGCAUUCGCUGUGAACGUGGCUCAGCCUAUCUCCGUUCAAAAGAUGUGUGUAAGGAGGUUUAUCAGCUGAAAGGUGGCAUUCACAAAUACCUGGAACAAUUCCCAGAGGGCUUCUAUCGUGGCAAACUGUUUGUGUUCGAUGAACGCUAUGCAAUCUCCGCCAAUAAGGACAUCAUUUCGGAGUGUAUGUACUGCAACUCACCAUGGGACCAGUACCAGCUGUGCUCCACACAUUUCUGCUUCCAGCUGGUCCUUUCCUGCUCGGCCUGCAGACAGCGCGGCCACACCGCAUGCUGCCCUACCUGCCAAACCAAGGGCCAAGGCCAGGGAGAAGAGCCCUCCGCCACACCUCCGCAGAGAGAGGAAUGCGAGUGCACAAAUGGAAGGCUUAGGAUCCCCCAGGAUGCAUUGUGAUGUGCAGUUAUCUGUUUUAAAACAUGGAAUAGCGCAACGAAGAGGCCUACCUCAGACUUAACCCGAGCAAGUUUUUGAGAUGGGCAAUCCUGAUUCAAUGAACUCUUUGGUUAUUGUGGUGUCAAUCAGCCUGUGCCUAUUUCAAAUAAAAUAAAUCAACAGA